CUUUCUUCUACAAAGCCGAUCCUGUGUGGCCUCCUCUAUUCUCAAGUCUCCAAAGUUUGCUCCGAAGGCAGACAUAACAAAACAAAAGCGAAAAACUCUCUGGUUCCUAUCGCCUGCCAUCGGACCGGUCUGUGGUUUUCUUAUCUUAUGGCGAUGUGUGUCGAAGACAGGAUCAGUAGUUUUCCGGAUCCUAUUCUUUGUCAUAUUUUGUCAUUCCUUCCCAUUAAAGAAGCAGUUCGAACCUCUAUUAUUUCAACCAAGUGGAGAUACCUCUUUGCUUCAAUUUCUACCAUUAAAUUUGAUGGUUAUUCAAUGAGUGGCUUGACUGACAGAAAUAUUGACAGCUUCAAGAACUUUGUUGAUAGGUUAUUGAAAUCCCCCGAUCAGGUAAGUUUAGAUUGCUUUAGGCUAUGUCAUGAGAUUUGUUCCUGGAAUGAUGGAGAUCAUGAUUUUGAUAUCUCUGGUUGGAUAUGUGCUGCAUUGUGCCGUGGUGUUAAGGAAAUUGAUUUGCAGUUAGGUUAUCUUGAGGAUAUUUUACCAGCUGUUUUAUUCACUUGCGGCUCACUGGUGACACUGAAAUUGGAUGCAGUAGGUCAUAAGUUUAAGUUCCCAUCUGACGUUUGUUUAGGGAAUCUGAAGACUUUGCACAUUAGAGACUCAUUUUUCGGUGAUUCCAUUUUUAGGUUAAUUUCCAAUUGCCAUGUCAGAAGAUUUGGCUUUUAUUGAGUGUGAUUUUUAUAAUACAAGUGUGAUCAAUAUCCAAACUCCUUCGCUUAAGAGAUUUAUUUUAGAUUUUGAUCUCGGAGGAUUCGGAGAUAUAAAUUAUGUGGUGGUGAUUAAUGCUCCAAAUCUUGUUUAUUUUCAAUAUACUGACGUUGUAGCUCAAGGUUAUACUUUGAGUACCAUGAAGUCUCUAGAAAAAGCUCAUAUUAGCAUCUGCGGUUGUGAUACCAUUGAUUCUCAAACAAUUGCAACUCAUCUUAUUCAGGGAAUUUGCAAUGUACGGUCUCUACGUUUAACCAUUGACGAAGUGAUUUUCCAAACAAGUCGACUUCUUAUAUUUUACAACCUUAUUGAAUUCAAAUUUCUUGGUCGUGGUUUUAAUGGGAGAGAAACUUGGCUUGUGGAGUUUCUACAUUGUGUGCUUAAUCUAAAGACACUUAUCCUCAAUUUUUCGGUAUGAAAUCUUUGUCUAUG
Messenger RNA from Gossypium raimondii (Peruvian cotton), 1197 nucleotides. Its product is annotated as F-box/LRR-repeat protein At4g14103. The record is from RefSeq and is a predicted model, not a curated record. The transcript is spliced from 2 exons. The coding region runs from base 701 to 1183 and encodes 160 amino acids. NCBI's taxonomy places the organism in Eukaryota, Viridiplantae, Streptophyta, Magnoliopsida, Malvales, Malvaceae.